Molecule: messenger RNA, 243 nt
Organism: Enterobius vermicularis (human pinworm)
Lineage: Eukaryota; Metazoa; Nematoda; Chromadorea; Rhabditida; Oxyuridae
Source: the annotation of a GenBank genome assembly
AUGGUGCAGAACUACUUAGUACAGCUGUCGGAUUCCAAACCGGAGCUGGCAUCACCUUCGCUUCGCUCAGCUCUGCCGCCCCCUUCCUCUUUGCCGCUGUCCCCUUCCAAUUUGCUGAUUUUCCCUUCACUGUCGCCUUACUCAACUUUUUCACCAAAACGCAAUCAACCAAUCAGCGCGCUGGGGCCGUCAGAGUGCAAAAGCGCAGGGGAAGAUGCGCCGUGUGAAAUUUUAAAGAAGUGA